UUAAAAUAAAUAUUUAUUUAGGGAAUAUUUUUUAAAAAAAAUUAUGGACAAAAUUAUGGACGCAUUGGAAUUCCUAACGCGAAGCGCGGCGGUGCAAGACCACGUCAUCAAGAACCUCCUCCAAGUUCUCCCGCUCUCCUCCGCCACCGCCGUAGACACUCGAUUCAAGAAGGCCGUCCUCCUCCGCACAAUCCAAUCCGAGGUAUCCAACGCAACGGUCAUCGAGACGACGCUCCAGGUGCUAGAACUGAUCGAAGAGAUGGACCGAAACGACGGUGUGGAGAUCGGAGAGUUGUUGAAGGCGGCGUAUUUCGCGGCAACGGUGGAGUGUACGGUGAAGUACUUGGCUUUGGAGGGAAUCAAUGGGAAGUACUUCGAGGCGGUGAAGAGAGUGUGGAGGGGCAGAAUCGGUAAUUUGGAGAAAUCGGGGAACAGGAGCGAGUUGGUUAGGGAUAACGCCGAGUUGACUCGGUGGAAGAACGAUUUGGAGGCGGCGCUUUGGGAUGCCAAAGUUGCGAAGAGGUUGAUGAAUUUGAAUACAAGGGCCGAGGCUCUGCAAAAGCUUAGGGCUUUUUUAGGGGAGGCUUGGGCACUCAUGGGCUCUUCCUUUAUUGAAGCAGCGGCGGCUACGAGCAAUGGAGCCGGUGAAUUGGCGGCGGAGCAAGAGGUGGCGGCCUGGGUUCCGGAGUUGGCGGCGAAUGAAGAGGAUAAACUUGUAGCAGGGAAAGUUUCAGGUUUUAAAAGGUCCCUUCUUAGAGUUCAAGUUUCAGGCUUUUGAAGGUCCCUUUGAGUAGCAGGCACUCUAGGUUGCACUGCCUCUAGCUCACCUUCACACUUCUUAUAUGGACAAUUAAAAUGCAACUACCAGAAGUCAUUCUUUCUGAAAAUGCUAUCUAUUUUCUAAUAACUCAAUCUGAAGGAUAAGUGGAGAAACAUGACACGGUAUCUAGGAAGCAUGGACAUGGACAUAGGUACGAGUACGGACAUGGGUACGACACAGUAACAUGAACAAUUUCUAAAAAAUUAUAACAUGAAAUGGCCAGCACAACACCGGUUUGGCACUCUAAAUGAAAUGUCUGUACUUCCUAGCACGGUAUUGAUCCCACAAAACAGAACGCAAAUUUUUUUGUAUUUUCCGAAGAGAUAAAAAUUUGCAGUAGUUUGUUAGUUCACCCCAUAACCUUUCCGCCUUAUACAUCAACAUGUGUUAUAUAACAUAAGGUAUACAUACCUUCUUGAGUCCUGACAGUGCUAGUUCUUGUAGUUCUCUUGACUGAGUUAUACUCUCAUGUUCAGCUGAUGCCUUCCUAUGUUCAUAUUUCAGCUUGGUUAUACUACACCAGUGAUGGCGGUUAACGUAAUUAUGCAGUGAGCUUAUUUUGGAUCAUGUUUUCACAUGUAUAUGUUUUAUUCCCCAUGAAUGAAAUGUAUGUAUUUUGAUAUUUCUGUACCUUGGCUAACUUAAAUUGAUGGAAUGGCCUAAAAUUCAAGAAUGGAUAGGUUUUUAAGUGAUUUUGCUGUUAGGGGCUUACCUGCACAAUGUAUUUGUUAUCGUUGUUGUAUGGUGUACCACUGCUAAACAUUCAAAUUGUAGCCAUCUAUUUCACAUUCUUUGAACUUUGAAGUGCGACUGUGCGAGUAUGCCCUAUAACUUAGUGGAAAUGGCUUUAGCCU
Molecule: messenger RNA, 1674 nt
Organism: Quercus lobata
Lineage: Eukaryota; Viridiplantae; Streptophyta; Magnoliopsida; Fagales; Fagaceae
Exons: 2
Coding region: 44-778 (244 amino acids)
Source: RefSeq, a predicted model, not a curated record